Messenger RNA from Sesamum indicum (sesame), 1661 nucleotides. Its product is annotated as putative serine/threonine-protein kinase. Gene Ontology annotation, biological process: protein phosphorylation. The record is from RefSeq and is a predicted model, not a curated record. Gene Ontology annotation, molecular function: protein kinase activity; ATP binding. Lineage: Eukaryota; Viridiplantae; Streptophyta; Magnoliopsida; Lamiales; Pedaliaceae.
UUGUUCCUUCCCUUUCUGUUUCUGAUAUUUUCUCUCUCUCUCUCUCUCUCUCUACCUUCUCUUUGACCCUUUAAUUUAUUCAUUUCCAUAGGAAAUAGUGAAGUAAUCAUAUCCCAUUAUGCAAUUCCAGCUAGUGAAACCGAGAUUGCAUAAGAGCAGAGAAUACAGCGUAGACAACGUUAAUCUGAACAUGAAAUUCACGGCUUCUUUCUUUCGCUGUUUCCAACCCUCCUCGGCUACGCUGGCAGGCGAUGCUAUUGAGGAAGAAGAAGAAGAAAGAUAUGAUGAUUCUAUCAACAUGAAUUCUGGAACAGAUGGUCGAGCUAUUACAAAUCCCAGUUUUCGUGUUUUCUCUUACGAUGAACUGAAAGCCGCCACUCGGGGAUUCAAGAACAAGAUUGGAGAGGGUGGAUUUGGUUCUGUUUAUAAGGGACGGCUUGUCGGAAACAAUUUUAUAGCAGUCAAGGUUCUAUCAAUUGAACUGGAAACCAUGCGUGGGGAGAGGGACUUCAUAUCUGAGAUAGUAGCAUUGUCUGAUAUCAAGCAUGAAAAUCUGGUUACUCUUAAAGGGUGUUGUAUAGAUGGAGCUCAAAGGCUUCUGGUCUACGAUUACAUGGAAAACAACAGCAUCAGCCAUACCUUUCUCGGGGCGGAGCAGAACAGGGUGAAAUUUACAUGGCCACUGAGAAAACAUGUCUCGUUAGGCAUUGCUAGGGGACUUUGUUACCUCCACGAAGAAAUCAACCCUCACAUUGUGCAUCGGGAUAUUAAGGCCAGCAACAUACUUCUUGAUCAGAAUUUCACACCAAAACUCGCGGACUUUGGCCUCGCUAAACUGUUCAGAGACAACACCUCUUACAUUAGUACUCGUGUCGCUGGGACAUUAGGCUAUCUCUCUCCAGAAUACGCCUAUAGUGGUCAUCUUACCCGAAAAUCAGAUGUCUAUAGCUUUGGUGUACUUCUGCUGCAAAUAGUCAGCGGGCAGCCUGUUGUUGGUUACAACCUGAAAUAUGGAGAACACUUCCUCGUAGAGAAGGCAUGGGAGCUUUACAAUACAAAGAACCUGCUGGAGCUGGUGGAUUCUGCUUUAAAGGGGGAAUUCCCACAGGAAGAAGCUGUUCGGUUCUUGAAAGUUGGGCUGCUUUGUGUGCAAGAAACCACCAGACUCCGGCCUGCAAUGUCUGAAGCCAUAAAGAUGUUAUCCAAUGAUAUAGAUAUAGAAGAUAUUGAUAUAUCCCGGCCUGGACUUGUUGCUGAUCUGAUGGAAGUUAAAAUACGACAAAAGCAUUCACCAAAUUUUACGUCUUCCCCAGCAUCCAGCACUACAGGUAGUUUCCAAGCACGAUAACACAUGGCAGGCUUAGGGCCAGGGUUUGCGGCGAAGAAACCGUAAGGAUGCAGACAGAUUUCCAGAUGUCGAUAUAAGGCUUUCAACUAUAAGUAGUGAAAUUUGAAGCAAAUGAUCCGUUGUACAAACACAGAUAUUUUGUGAAGUAGAAGUAUGUGUUGCAACAAUUUUUUCAGACAGCCGGUUUAUCAUUGCUGGUAGGGGAUGAGAACAAGGUUAGAAGAAGAUAGGGAAGAAAAAGAAUCAAUAUGUCUUCAGACUUCCACCAAAAGAGGUGGUCGAUCAUAAAACCUGCCAUGUUGUCACAAGAUCA